AUGUUACAGGCUUGUCGGUCUCGUGACAAAUUUGCCUUGUGUCAGAUCCUGCCAACGCUUAUCCACUGUGAGAAUGAGCGAGCAUCUGAGGAUACUUUCCUCCACACCAUCAUCUCUUAUCUAAUCCCCAUGGCCGAGGACUUCAGCCAAGAGGACUUGUGUGUUGUCGUGUUUGAUGACUUCAUACUGCCAUCCAUUUCCAAGGAAAACAUGAUGAGACACCUGCUGCGAUUGUUGUGGCACAUCCACCACAAGCUACCACCCACCCGCCUCGAGGCUCUCAUGCAGGCCACGGCACCAAACAAUGAGCACAGUGAAGCUGUUCACACGACGUACCAGCAGCUGGCAGAUAAAAUAUCCUCAUAUGAACCAAGUCCUGCAACUCCACAGGAACAGCUUGACUCGCCACUCAUGAGUGUUCCUGCGCCCACUCCUGCUCCGUACUGAACCCCGGAUUAGCCUAGGACCUUCAUGGAACAGUUGUAUUGUGUUUUAGUAUGUAAUUGAUAAAAAGCAAUGGGAUAAGAACAAGCUGUAAAACUCCAAGCCAUUUUUAUGUAUUUGUCAUCAGCACAUCAAUACUUUUGGCCAUUAUCAAAAAUAAAAAAUAAAUGAAACUAAAAUUUACCUCAUCUUUUAAUUUUGUUGAAUAAUCAUUUUCAUGAAUGUGUCUGAAAUGAUUUUUAUUCAUUGCCAAAUAUGUUAUGACACUGGCACAAAUACUUAUCCAUAUCCAUUGUUAAUAUACUGUUCAUGAGUAAAUAAAGAAACACUCCCUGUGAAAAAUUAAAAGUGCAAUGGACACAGCAAUGAACAAGGCAAUUGACAGAGAAAAAGACACCACUCAGUAUGAUAUCCAAAAGGAUGUUGCCAAUAACAGACCAGAACCAGGGCAGUUUUUCGUUUAAAUGGUCAAACCGGUCGGACCACUGUUGUUCGUUUAUUAA
Molecule: messenger RNA, 947 nt
Organism: Mizuhopecten yessoensis (Yesso scallop)
Lineage: Eukaryota; Metazoa; Mollusca; Bivalvia; Pectinida; Pectinidae
Product: negative elongation factor B-like
Exons: 3
Coding region: 1-447 (148 amino acids)
Biological process (GO): negative regulation of transcription elongation by RNA polymerase II
Cellular component (GO): nucleus; NELF complex
Source: RefSeq, a predicted model, not a curated record